This is a messenger RNA of Trichoderma harzianum CBS 226.95, 1317 nucleotides long. RefSeq lists its product as hypothetical. Bases 1 to 1290 code for a protein of 429 amino acids. NCBI's taxonomy places the organism in Eukaryota, Fungi, Ascomycota, Sordariomycetes, Hypocreales, Hypocreaceae. The transcript is spliced from 3 exons. The record is from RefSeq and is a predicted model, not a curated record. Gene Ontology annotation, molecular function: succinate-semialdehyde dehydrogenase (NAD+) activity.
AUGUCCAAAGUCUCACACUACAACAGCACCAACCCUGCUACCGGGCUGCUGGUGAAGAGCUUUCAGAGCGCCUCGGAUGAAGAGGUCUUCUCGGCGCUGGCAAAGGCUCACGACGCCUACAUCAAAAUAUGGCGCGAGACUCCUGUUGUCAAGCGAUGUGAAAUCGUGGGCAGAGCUGCUGCCUUGAUGCGCGAGCGUAAGCAAGAAUUAUCCGAGAUUGCCGUCAUGGAGAUGGGUAAGACCAUCAGUGCAAUGGAGGUGGAAGUGGACAUCUCGGCAGAUAUUUUGGAAUACUACGCCAAGAACGGUGAAGAGUUCCUGAAGACUGUGCCUUGUCCUGGUGUACCCGGUGCCGAAGUCAUUUCUGAGCCGAUCGGCGUCAUCCUAGCUAUUGAGCCUUGGAACUUCCCCUAUUAUCAGAUUGCUCGUGUGGCCGGCCCUCAGAUUGUGGCCGGAAACACCAUGCUGGUCAAGCCUGCAUCCACCCUAAUGAUUGAUGCUGGGGCACCUGUCGGGGUGUAUACGAAUCUUCUGUGCUCCGUUUCUCAGAUCAACGCCCUGAUUGACAACUUUCUCGUACGGGGAGUCACUCUCACCGGUAGUGAGCGAGCCAGUGCUGCAGUAGCAGAACGUGCUAGCCGCAAUAUGAAAAAGGUCGUGCUAGAGCUCGGUGGCUCAGAUCCCCUCAUCGUUUUGGAAGAUGCAAAUCUUGAAGAAGCUAUCCAAGUGGCCGCCGCUGGCAGAAUGAUUUGUAUGGGUCAAGCUUGCGCCUCCAUUAAGCGCUACAUCAUCAUUGGUAAGGAGCGCGGCGCCGAGUUUCAGGAGGGAAUUGUGAAAAUUUUCUCAGCUAUGCAGCCUGGCGACCCAAUGGAUCGAUCAACUACACUGGGGCCAUUGUUUGCAGAGAGUGGCGUCCGUGACAUUUUGGCCCAGGUCGAGCAGGCUAGGGCUGCAGGUGCUACAGUUGUCCAUGGUGGAAAGCGUGUUGGCCACUUUGGGCCCGUCGCCUCCCUAUACGUGGUAGACACGGAAGAGGAGGCUAUUGAAAUUGCUAACGCGACCACCUUUGGCCUCGGUUCAUCAGUCUAUUCCUCCAACAUUAAGCACGCUAAAGAGAUUGCUGCCAAGAUGGAGGCCGGCAUGGUUUUUAUCAACUCCGCUCUUAAUGCUGGUGCGGAUGUGCCAUUUGGGAGUGUAAAGAAUUCUGGAUUUGGUAGGGAGCUUGGCGAGUUGGGAAUUGGCGAGUUCCUGAACAAGAAGUUGGUCCGGGUUCACCAAAAGUAUCUGUAAUGUACUUUAGGCAUCAUAGUUCAAGAU